CAAAACAAGCAGAAGAAAGCAGGAACACGGAACACACCAUGAAGACUUCAAUGCUGUGCGUAAUAAUGAUCCUCAUUAUACUGGAAGGAACUUCAGGCCGUAAGCACAGGCACCCACGAACAGGCGCCGGAGUGACCUGUGGCAUGAAUGAAAAUUACGGCUGCAGACCCUGCUUUGAGCCGUCUUGCAAUCAAAUUCUUUACGAUAACGAAGUCUGUGCCACGUCCUGUGUGAUGACCUGCAGCUGUAAGCUCGGCUUCGUACGCAAGCGGGACAAGUGCGUGGUCAAGGAGGCCUGCUGUGUGGGCAAUAUGUGUAAGACCAAGAAGGAGGUGGCCGUACGCGAAGCCCAGGCGGGUGGCAUCACGCCCGAUCCAAGACGCUGGGCUCAGCCAGAAAUCUUUCGGGUGGAUAUUGCACCUCAAGCUGUAUAAAUAGAAAUCGAUAUUUCCUUCCUGAUUUGA
Molecule: messenger RNA, 464 nt
Organism: Drosophila subobscura
Lineage: Eukaryota; Metazoa; Arthropoda; Insecta; Diptera; Drosophilidae
Exons: 1
Coding region: 39-434 (131 amino acids)
Source: RefSeq, a predicted model, not a curated record